AUGCACCUAGUACCCCUACCACCCAAUCGCGCCGCCAGAGCACCCUUGGGCAGGUGCGAAUGCUACGGUAAAGCAGGCUUCGAGGGGAGUUGCGACGGCACAGGGCAUCGACAAGCGAGCUCGAUAAACUUCGGCUCAAUAGAGGCGAAUCAAGCGCCCGAGAAAAAGGCAGAGGUAGCCACCCCGCCCCCCACCGCACCUACCCCUGCCACGGCCCCUGCUGCCACAUCAAAACCCGCACCUGCUCCCGUAUCCCCAGCCACGCCUACCGCCACCCAGCCAUCAACCAAUGGGAUCAAAGUAGUUGCACCUACUCCUACUCAACCGAUGCCGACGAGCACGGCCCCGGCGACGACGACUGCCUCGACCGGAGCGUCGACGGCUCCAGCCGCAGCGCCCACACCUCCCGGCACGACCCCUACGCCUAGCAAGCAGAAAAAGCUUAAUGUACAUGCACUCUUUCAGGGCGGGGGUCCGCCCUCAGUCACUGCCACCCCUGCGGCGCCCUCUAGCAUACCCAGCACGAGUGCGCCAGCCAACCAGCCGCCAACGGCAGUUCCCUCGGCUCCUCGCGGGCCAGCUCCGGCUUUAGUGAUCGCAACAAUCCUGCCCCGUUCCCACGCAGCCCCCAAAUCGGCCGGCCGCCUUUGCCCGGUCCGAAUACGAGCGGUGCAGCAUCACCAGCAUCCGAUGGCCCACCCUCACCAACAUCAUUCUCCCCAUCCUGGUCAUCCGAUGCCACCGGCUCCCCAAUGGGGGCCUACUGGAUAUUACUACCCGCCGCCUCAUGACUAUAAUCCGUACAUGUACUGGGGCGGUCACCCACCACAUCAACACCAACAUCACAUGCCUCCGAUACACCAGCCCCCUAUGCAGCCUUCUCCACGAACACAGCCCGCUCAACCUCGCCCACCAUCUACUCCUCCUGCGACGAAUAAUGCGACCCCCCAUACUCUGCCUCCUAUCACAACUAGCGCCCUCCAAGCUCUUCCGAGUGCGCCAUCUCCUUCGCUUAGUGUUAAUGCUCCUACGUUUGUUCCGGGCGGUUUGCGUCGUCCUACGAAUCCCGUCCGAAUUAGCACUCCCGGCGGUGAUGCAUUAACGUUUGAAGGCGUCCCAUUAUCUCCCAAGGUCUCUACUCCGAUACAACCCAAGCGCCCGAACGUCGUGGUACGCAUGGAGACCGAGCAGCAGAAGAACGAACGCUUAGCCAGAGAGAAGGAAGAAAAGGAGAGAUUGGCCAAAGAGAAGGAGGAGAAGGAGCGCAAGGAAAGGGAGAGAAUUGAGGAGGAGAAACGAGCCAAGGAGGAAGCUGAGCGCAAGGAGAAGGAAGAGGCCGAACGUAAAGCCAAGGAGGAGGCCGACCGAAAGGCAGAGGCCGAGCGCAAGGCCGAAGAGCGCAAAGCAAAAGAGGAGGAAGAAAAGCGGAUCGCUGAAGAGCUACGAGCUAAGGAAGAGGCAGAACGCAAGGUCAAGGAAGAGGAAGCGCGAAAGGCCCGGGAGGAGGAGGAACGCAAAGAGCGGAGCGCAAGGCGAAGGAGGAAGCUGAACGAAAGGCCAAAGAGGAGGAAGAACGAAAGGCGAAAGAAGAAAUGGAGCGCAAGCUCAAGGAAGAAGAGGAACGCAAGGCUAAGGAAGGCCGAGGCUAAAGCCAAAGAAGAGAAGGCUAAAGCAGAGGCCGAGGCCAAGGCUAAAGCAGAGGUUGAUGCUGCUAAAGAAGAGGCCGAGGCUAAGGAGGCUGCUACCGAAGAGGCGCGCGAUACUGUUCCCGCAUCUCCCAUCUCUUCCCCAAAACCUCCCAAUGGCCUGUUACCUUCUACCAUUCCCGACCGUCCAUCACCUCUAUCCAAUUCUACUACGGCUCCAGGACGCCCAUCCCCUCUUUCCAUUACGACCUCCCAGGCCAACGAGCGGCCCAAGCGUCCUGUUCCUGGUCCCUUGGAUCUUACCUCUGCACAGGGCAAUCGUAGUGCUGCGCCCCCCUCUGCACUGGCUAGCGCCCGGAUCAUUGAGGACUUGAAUGUAGUCCCAUACCCCGAGACCAUCAAGACACCCAAUCCGGAUCUUAAUAUUGCGGCCACUCCUGGCAAGUUUAGAUAUGAUCGCGAAUUCUUGUUGCAAUUUGAACGUGUGCAAAGAGAAAACCCGAUUCGCUCCCUCCCCUCGAUGCUAUCGGCCUCGAACCCGGCGAACAGGGUGCAGGGUAUCCCGGUGGCGCGCCGCCAGGGCUCUGUCGGACUUGGACUCGGCCCCGGUCUUGCCAAGGGCGGAUUCGCCAUGGGCAAUUUCCAGUCUCCAUCUUCCUCUCAAGCUCGGUUCGAUGCCUCCAAUGCGGCCAGGUCUGGCAUGGCCUUUGGCAGUGGUGCAGCUGGUCGCCUCACACCCAUGUCCAGGAGCGCGAGUCAAGGGGCGUUGGUGGCGCAGGUCCUCUGGAUUCCAAACUCCUGCGAAUCAACCGCAAACCUUGAGCCUGUUGUUCCGCUCGAACAGAGCGAGAACCGUUGGGUCGCCGGGAGCACCUUGCGCACGCCCCAGCAACUCGAAGAGCGCCAGCUUAUUAUCGAGUGGGCUAACAAAUCUGAGCAAGAAAAGGACGGGAGCACCCUUAUGCAAGUCAUCAAACUCGUUUUCGAAAAGGCCAAGGACGAAGCUGCAUUUAGCGAGAUGACGAGACAAUUCGCAACUCGGAGGGUCAACCAAUCACUGGUGGGAUGCUAUUCCGCAAGUACUUGCUUAACCGAUGCCAAGAAGACUUUGAGCGCGGAUGGAACGCCCAAGGAGGCCGCUCUUGCUGCCGCUGCCUCGAAAGCAGGGGAAGACAAGGCUGCUGAAGCCGCGUCCACUGAAAACGGCGAGGCGGUCUUGUAUUCUGACGAGUAUUAUGCUGCCGCCAAGGCCAAGCGUCAAGGUCUCGGUUUGGUCCGAUUCAUCGGUGAACUGUUCAAGUUGCAAAUGUUGACGGAACGUAUUAUGCAUGAAUGUAUCAAGAAGUUGCUUUCGAACGUGGUCAACCCCGAAGAAGAGGAAAUCGAGAGCUUGUGUAAACUCUUGACGACCGUUGGGCAGAGCCUGGAUAACCCCAAGGCGAGGAAUCAUAUGGAUAUCUACUUCGAGCGUAUGCAGGAGAUGGCCAAGGGCAGCAGUAUCAACUCUCGUAUGCAGUUUAUGUUGCAGGUAAGUCGCCAGACGUUAUCGAACUGCGUGCGCGACACUGGCAAGCACGUUCCGCCGCCCCUCGUCCCCCUCCGACACACCAAGAUUCCUCUCGACGACUCGGGUCGACACGGUGUUUCUCGUGGCGGAUCCCGACGAGGUGAGCACCGCGGUGCUAAUGCGACCGAACCCGAUGGUUGGAACGUCGCUGGUGGAGCUGGGGCCAGUCGACCACCCGCGCGUGCAGGCGAUCUCUCUCAAUUUGGCAAAAUUUCCAAGCCAACUGGCAUCCAAUUCGGCCCUUCAAGUGUGUUUAGCAAGAAAGAUGCGAACAAACGUGAUUCGAGCAUCGGCCGCGCCUCCGGUGCGAACAUGUUCUCUGCUCUGAGCGGUGGAACUGUCGAUGGACCUCCCCCUCCUACCGAGCGCACAGCGAAUAGCCGCAAGCCUAGCGUUGACCUUGGACCCGGUGGAUCCCCUGUUGUUGCGGGCGCCGGAGAGAGGAAGAAGCUUAAUUUGUUGCCAAGGACCAAGCCCACUGAGGCCGACAACGACAAGGGCGAUGGCAAGGAGGAAGAUAAGGAAGAAGACAAAGAGGAAGCACCAGAGGAUGUCAAGGAAUAUCUUGGUGUCGAGAACAUUGAUGAAGCAAUUUUAGCCCUCGAAGCUCUUCCAUCCGAGCAUCGGCACUUGUUUGUUGACAAGCUUGUCAAUGCUUCCAUGGAUGGAGGAAAUAAGGUUGUUGUCCUUACUGAGAAGCUUUUCUCUGCUGCUCGUUCUCGAUCUGUCAUUUCCCCUGAAGGAUUUGAGCGUGGCAUGAUUCCCACCAUCGAGAUGGCCGACGACUUGAGCAUCGAUGUACCCAAAACGUACGAAUGGCUCGCGCGUAUGAUCCAUGCUGCUGGGCUUGAUAGGGCCGGGGCUGAAGAGAUGGCCAACAAUAUUUCCGUAUACGGCGAGCCUCCCGUCCCGCCAAGAGAGCUCCUGCUAAAGGAAUUCGAAAAAGUAUCGUCGGCAUAG
This is a messenger RNA of Rhizoctonia solani, 4173 nucleotides long. Its product is annotated as eukaryotic translation initiation factor 4G. Gene Ontology annotation, cellular component: eukaryotic translation initiation factor 4F complex. Gene Ontology annotation, molecular function: protein binding; translation initiation factor activity; mRNA binding. Bases 1 to 4173 code for a protein of 1390 amino acids. The record is from RefSeq and is a predicted model, not a curated record. Lineage: Eukaryota; Fungi; Basidiomycota; Agaricomycetes; Cantharellales; Ceratobasidiaceae. The transcript has 13 exons.